UUCGAGGAGCUGCAGAGGACAGAUCAAUGUGAGCUCCCCUGGAUGCUGGUCUGCUGCAGGACACUUUUCCUGGAACUGGCUUUUUCAUGGCUCCAGCGGAGCAGCGUCUGUGUCUCCUGCUCUUGCUCACCUGCUGCUGCUCCUUGGCGGAGGCACAGUUAUUUCGCUGGCUCUGGGGGAGCCAAAACAACCCCAAGGUAACGACCCUGCCCCCCACAGAGAGCCCCGCUACGGAGGGACAGACGGCGGAACUGCUUACCUCUCCUGUGGCCACCACGACAGAGGCUGCUGUGCCGGCGACCGCGCAGCCAGGGGACCGAGCAUGGCGCACACUCUCAGUCACGAGGCAGGCACCAGCCAUGGACACUGCUGUCCCCGCUCUGGCAUCCCCUGCCAUGCCCCAGGGCAAAGAGGAGAACAUCGCGGGAGUGGGGGCUGAGAUCCUGGACGUAGCAGAGGGCAUCAGGAGCCUGGUUCAGCUGUGGGAUCAGAGGACCGGGAACACAGGGGAGCCCACAGCCGCUGCUCCUCUGACAACGCCUCACACCAGCCUGGCUGCUCUAAGCUCUGCAACGGGGCUGGCUAGCCGUGGGAACAUGACUGCCAACUUGACAGGGGAGGGCCACAGCCUGCUCGGGACCGGGGAGCCAGAGGCUUCACUUCCCAUGUCAACAAGGCCCCCACCUGCCUGGAACAGGACUCAGGCGCUCUUACAGAAGCCUGCAGCGGCUCUUCCAGAACAUUUCAGCACAGAAGUCAGUCUUUUGCAGCUGAUUGGAGAUCCCCCACCGGAGCAAAUAACCAAAGUCAAUGGCCCCGACAACACUGUCGCUUAUGUCUUUGGGCCGGAUGCCAACACCGGUCAAGUGGCCCGGUACCACCUGUCUAGCCCCUUUUAUAGAGACUUCUCGCUCCUUUUCCAUGUUCAGCCCACCACCGACAAGGCCGGCGUGCUCUUUGCCAUCACAGAUGCCUCGCAGACGGUCAUCUAUGUCGGAGUGAAGCUCUCCGCCGUGCACGACAGGAAGCAACAGAUCAUCUUCUACUACACAGAGCCGGGCUCCGAGAGCUCGUAUGCAGCUGCAACAUUCUCCGUGCCUUCCCUAGCGAACGAGUGGACUCGCUUUGCCAUCAGCGUGGAGGAUGACGAGGUGGUUCUGUACCUGAACUGUGAGGAGUUUCGCCGGGUUCGCUUUGAGCGCUCUCCCGAUGAGAUGGAACUGGAGGAUGGGGCUGGGCUCUUUGUGGCUCAGGCUGGAGGGGCUGAUCCAGAUAAAUACCAGGUAAGUCCCCCACAGCCCCAAAUCACAGGUUCCAAUGAAAUCAGGAGCAUGAAAUGGAUAGGGAGAGCGGGCGCAUGCGCGCGUGUGUGUGUGUUUGUGAGAGAGAGAGAGAGAGUGUGAGGGGUGUAACUUCAU
Molecule: messenger RNA, 1418 nt
Organism: Chrysemys picta bellii (western painted turtle)
Lineage: Eukaryota; Metazoa; Chordata; Testudines; Emydidae
Source: RefSeq, a predicted model, not a curated record